AUGCAGACAAGUGUCUGGGACGAUAAGUCCAACCGAGGUCCAUUUGAAGUGCAGGAGCAGCUUGACAAUCCCCAAAUGGAGCCGUCCUUCCUUGGGCACCAUCCGAAACCAUAUGAAUGUCUUGAGUGUGGAAAGACCUUUCAAUCGAAAGAUGAAUUGACUACUCAUCAAAGAGUCCACACAAGAGUGAAACCCUAUAAAUGCCUGGAUUGUGCCAAGAGCUUCACUCGUCUCCCACGUCUCACUAGCCAUCAAAGAAUUCACACAGGGGAGAAACCAUUCAAGUGUAUGGAGUGUGGCAAGCGCUUCAGUCAGAGUUCAGUCCUUGCUCGCCAUCAAACAAUUCACACAGGGGAGAAAGCCUUUGAAUGCCAGGAGUGUGGAAAAACCUUUCGAUGGAAGGAUGCAUUGACUGCUCAUCAAAGAGUCCACACAGGAGAGAAACCCUAUAAAUGCUUCGAGUGUGGCAAGAGCUUCACUCAGCGCACACAUCUCGCUCACCAUCGGAGAAUUCACACGGGGGAGAAACCAUAUGAAUGUCUUGACUGUGGAAAGAGCUUCGGGACAAAAGGAGCCCUUGAUGUUCAUAAAAGGAUCCACACAGAGGAGAAAGCAUUUAAAUGCUCAGAGUGUGGAAAGGGCUUCAGUGCAAAAGGGCAACUCACCACUCAUGAAAGAAUCCACACAGGGGAGAAACCAUUCAAGUGUAUGGAGUGUGGCAAGAGCUUCAGUUGGGGCUCAGGCCUUGCUUGCCAUCAAGCAAUUCACACAGGGGAGAAACCGUAUAAAUGUUUGGAGUGUGGUGAGAGCUUCACUAAGUCCUCAAAUCUCACUCGCCAUCAGAGAAUUCACACGGGGGAGAAACCAUUUGAAUGCCAGGAGUGUGGAAAGAUCUUUCGAUUGAAGGUACUAUUGACUAGUCAUCAAAGAAUUCACACAGGAGAGAAACCAUUUGAAUGCCAGGAGUGUGGAAAGAUCUUUCGAUUGAAGGUACUAUUGACUAGUCAUCAAAGAAUUCACACAGGAGAGAAACCAUUCGAAUGCCAGGAGUGUGGAAAAACCUUUCAAUUGAAGGGUGGAUUGACUGCUCAUCAAAGAGUCCACACAGGAGAGAAACCGUAUAAAUGCUUGGAGUGUGGCAAGAACUUCACUCGGCGCUCAAAUUUCACUCGCCAUCAGAGAAUUCACACGGGGGAGAAACCAUAUGAAUGUCUUGAGUGUGGAAAGAGCUUCAGGACAAAAGGAGCCCUUGAUGUUCAUAAGAGGAUUCACACAGAGGAGAAACCAUUCAAGUGUAUGGAGUGUGGAAAGGGGUUCAGUGGGAAAGGGCAACUCACCACUCAUGAACGAACCCACACAGGGGAGAAACCAUUCAAGUGUUUGGAGUGUGGCAAGUGCUUCAGUCGGAGCUCAGGCCUUGCUUGCCAUCAAACAAUUCACACAGGGGAGAAACCGUAUAAAUGCUUGGAGUGUGGCGAGAGCUUCACUCAGCCCUCAAAUCUCACUCGCCAUCAGAGAAUUCACACGGGGGAGAAACCCUUUGAAUGUCAUGAGUGUGGAAAGACCUUUCGUUCGAAGGCUGAAUUGACUACUCAUCAAAGAAUUCACACAGGAGAGAAACCGUAUAAAUGCUUGGAGUGUGGGAAGAGCUUCACUCAGCCCCAAGCUCUCACUUGCCAUCGGAGAAUUCACACAGGGGAGAAACCAUAUGAAUGUCUUGAGUGUGGAAGGAGGUUCAGGACAAAAGGAGCCCUUGAUGUGCAUAAAAGCAGGGUAAGCUCAGUUGGAUCCUUCACAGGAGGAAAAAGGUGGGAGAUAAAUGCAAUGUAAUGAGAAUAACUCUGUUGGAGAGUGAAGAGUACAGGAAUGAAGUGCCCCUGAAAGUCUUUUGCAUGCGGAGGAUGCUUGCCCAGGCCACCCUUUUCUCCUGUCUGUGCAGCGUAUCCUCUCCCACCCGUGUUUUUGCUACCUCUCUGCCCUGCCUUGAAUUAUUUUAUCUGCAAGAUCUUAGGAUUCCUUGCAAGAAGAAGACAGAUUUUCGUACAAAUCACCAAAUGUAAUAAGAAAUAAGAAUAAGAAGCUUUGACACUAA
This is a messenger RNA of Varanus komodoensis (Komodo dragon), 2092 nucleotides long. Its product is annotated as zinc finger protein 160-like. Gene Ontology annotation, biological process: regulation of transcription by RNA polymerase II. NCBI's taxonomy places the organism in Eukaryota, Metazoa, Chordata, Lepidosauria, Squamata, Varanidae. Gene Ontology annotation, molecular function: DNA-binding transcription activator activity, RNA polymerase II-specific; RNA polymerase II cis-regulatory region sequence-specific DNA binding. The transcript has 3 exons. The coding region runs from base 1 to 1830 and encodes 609 amino acids. Gene Ontology annotation, cellular component: nucleus. The record is from RefSeq and is a predicted model, not a curated record.